UUUGUCGCCUGCGGCUGAAGUUCGGACGCAGCAGCUGCAGCCGGAGGCGACGUGGACUCAAGAGGACUCAGGGUCCAGGUUCUGAACUGUGAGGACACUGUGAGGACACUGUGAGGACACUUCUGUCCCAGAGGAGAAACUUUUGAUCUGUCCUCGUCUUUUCCUGCGGUCAUUCAGAAACCCCGCAGCCUGCGGACUCACGUGCUUCACCUGCAGGUUUCGUGCUCUUGUCUCUUCGCUGAGUUUCUUUAAAACUCUGGAGGUUUGGAAACUCUCCGGUGUUUCGGUGACACGCGCAUCUGUCCGCGUUACUGGAGGAAGUGAAGGAGGUGAAUGCGUGUUUCUGCGGGAUGAUAAACGUGCGGGUGUGAGGAGAUCUCAUCUCUGCUGGGAAACAGUCGAAGAGUCUGAGCAUCUUUCUUCCUGAAAAUUCAACCAAAAUGGAGAUUUUCUGGGUCUGUGUGUUUCUGAAGCUGCUCCUGAUGUCCGCUGCUGCCAGGGGCCCCCCCAGGGUGUCGGAGCGGGUGGCCCACCGUCAGAGCAUCCGCAUCGGCCGCACCAUGAAGCUGCCCUGCCCCGUGGAGGGCGACCCCCCUCCGCUCAUCAUGUGGACCAAAGACGGCCGCAACAUCCACAACGGCUGGACGCGGUUCAGGGUGUUGCAGCACGCUCUGCGAAUUAAAGAGGUGGAGACCGACGACGCCGGGACUUACAUCUGUAAGGCCACCAACGGCUUCGGCAGCGUGAACAUCAACUACACGCUAAUCGUCAUAGAUGACUCCAGCUCGAGAGGUGGAGCAGGGACGGCCAAUGGUGACGCCGAACACGCCCCGGAGCUUGCUGGGAAACUGGUACGUCCACGUUUUACCCAGCCGGCAAAGAUGAGGAAGCGUGUCAUCGCUCGCCCGGUGGGUAGCUCAGUGCGUCUGAAGUGCACGGCCAGCGGUAACCCUCGGCCCGACAUCGUCUGGCUAAAGGACAGUCGGCCGCUGGUGGAAGAAGACGGCGGAAAAGACGGGAAGAAGAAGAAGUGGACUCUGAGUUUGAAGAACCUGACCCCAGAGCACAGUGGGAAAUACACCUGCCACGUCUCCAACAGAGCAGGAGAGAUCAACGCCACCUACAAAGUGGAAGUCAUACAGCGCACCAACUCUAAACCCAUUCUAACCGGCACUCACCCUGUCAACACCACCGUGGACUACGGUGGAACAACGUCUUUUCAAUGUAAAGUUCGCAGUGACGUCAAGCCGGUCAUCCAGUGGCUUAAAAGAGUUGAGCCCGGUGACGAGGACAAAUUCAACUCCACCAUAGAGGUUGGAGACCAUCGCUUUGUGGUGCUGCCGACAGGAGAGGUGUGGUCGCGUCCCGAUGGAUCUUACCUCAACAAGCUGCUGAUAACCAGAGCCAAGGAGGAGGAUGCUGGCAUGUACAUCUGCCUGGGAGCCAACACUAUGGGCUACAGCUUCAGGAGUGCUUACCUGACUGUGCUACCAGAUCUGAAGCCCCAAAUCAACUCGGUCCCCAUGGCGACAUCCCCCGGCCUCCCCUGGCCCGUCAUUAUUGGAAUACCAGCAGGUGUCGCCUUCAUCUUAGGCACCGCCCUCCUCUGGUUCUGCCAAUCUAAACGCACCUGCUCCUCCUCCUCCCCGUCUUCCUCCUCCGCUCUGCCCGCCGCCCAGCGUCUACCCGUGGCCAAUCGUGACCGAGCCUGCCUGACGCUGCCCGCUCAGCAGGCCAACGGGGAUAAAGAUUGCCUCUCGUACGAGGACUACGUCGCCCAUCAGCAGCUGCUCCUGGCUCAGGGUGGAACCCCGUCGGCUCCGAAGGUCUAUCCCAAGAUCUACACGGAUAUUCACACGCACACACAUUCGCACGUGGACGGGAAAGUGCACCAGCACCAGCACAUUCACUACCAGUGUUAGCAGCGAGGCUGUGGCGGCGAGCGUUGGGUGUUUUUCACUUUCAUCUCUCACGUGAGCAUGUUCCUGUGCAGCAGUCCACACUAACUGCUGACGGACAACCACAUGUUUGGAAGAAACAUGGGAUCACUCAGUUCUUCCUCAUUUCGCUGCAGCCGUGGACUCAAGACACAGACGAUGAAGAAUGUAAAGAGAAAACACAAAGAUCUUUAUUUUGAACCACGCCAUCGCGAUCUACGAGAGAAAAAAACCCAAAGAACAUGUUUGAAUCAAACCUCCUGUGGAAUAAAAUCUCCUGUGUAAAUGUAUAAAUCUCUAACCGUGUUGCUCAAAGGCCUCAUGAAGCAACAGUGAACUCAGCAACAGUUUUACAGCAAACCAGCAAUUUAUCUGCCUCUGUUCUUUCAGUACAACCACAACCUCCUCAGUACGAACGCAGCUCACUGUUCACUACAAGCCUCCAAAUAUAGCUACUCGUGUAUAUAGUGGAAUAUGAUUAUAUGGAUUUUAGCAUGCUACGUCGUCCUGGAUAAUCUAUAAAGAACAUUUAGCAUGUGUGUAAUGUAACAGUGUAACUUCAGAGUAUAUCUCUAUCCUCGGCCCCACUGAGCCAUAAGAACCACGACUGGAGACUAACUCCUGCGUACCUGCACCUCCAGCAGAGAUCAGGCCAGCUGGGUUUUCCUCAGGCCGACAGCUGUUCUCAAAAAUGAUCCAGCUUCUAUCUGCUGGAAAAGAGCUGAUAUCAAUCUCUCCGCAGCUACGAUGGGAUUUCUGCUAAAACCGGGGACCUCCUCUCCCGACAGCGGUUGCGGAAGUAAUCAUUAGAUCUCUCCAGACUCUUCAUAAGUCGUUUGCGCCCAGUUUUUACUUCCUGCAGAAUGGUGGCAUUUCCUGUUUGCAUUGUCUCCCUUUACGGCUUUUGUUUGAUGCUUGCAGACUUGCGAGAGGAGUUGAAGGAUAUCGGCUCUCGUCAUUUCAUAGGCACAAAGGGAUCAUCAACGAGGCCUCAGUGUAAAACGGUGCCUCUGAAGAAUUGCUUCCAGAUUUCAUGGAUCACACUCGGCUCUGCGGAUAAAUCACGGGUCCUUGUUAAUCUGCUAUAUGGUUUAGAGGGCUCAAAAAAAAAGAAAGACUUAAACUGUGUAACUCGAGGAUGAGACUUGCAACUGUCAACUCUUCAAGCAGCACACAGGUCGAGCUGUUUGUGUUUGGGCCUCGACAGACUGUUGUCUCCUCCUUCUCACCCUCAGUACCGAUUGUCACCCAGAACUUGGAAAAUGUCCUUUAAAGAUACUUUAAGGGUAAAAUAAUGCAAUACAACUGGUAACUGAAUGGAAUACCAAUAUUUUUUAUCAUUACGCUGAGUGUCUUUCCAUUUAUAAACUUGUCUGGCACAUUUUUUAUUCAGUCGUCUGCAGAGUUAAUGCUCACUAUACAAACUUCCUUGACAGAUUUGAAAUAAUAAGAUCUAAAAAUGCUUUUCUCUGAUCACCGUGGUUUCAUAUUUACUCAAUGCCAAAGCUGCGACACUGCCAGAGGUUUCGUGUUCACUUGUUUAAAUACCUGAACCUCUCUACAUGACUGUGUGGACCUGAACUGACUCAGACUUUUUCCCAUCACUCUUCUUAAAUGUUUAUUGCACAUUUUCAAGGUACUUUCUUCAUCAUAGUACAUUUUCAACUGCAGAGCCAUCUGUCACCCCGAUGUGAAAAAAAUUAAAAUGUUAUCAUCAAUUACAUUUAAUUUCAUUUAACACCUUAAAAAUACUUUAACGGUGAAAUAAUAUUAUAUAACUGGUAACUGAAUCGACUUUCUGUUUUGUUUUCAUUUCAUUUAAACGCCUACACAUUUAUAAACUCGUCUUUCCGUCUAAUUUCACAAAGAGAGAGAGAAAUAUAAACAUCAAAAAAUGUUAUAAAUGGAUUAACAUGUGGAUUUUAACAUGUGAUCUCCAAGUUUUCAUAUUUACUCCGUGCCAAAGCUCCUGCACAGCUGCAGUACCCUGCCACAAGAGCUGAAUUCACUUAUUCUAAGUAUCUACACCUCUUCAACAUUAUGUUGCACUGUUAAAGGUGCUCUCUCUAAUGCAUUGACUUUGGUAAACUGCUGCUCCUCCUCAUGGCCGUGGGUCCCGAACAGAGGUCUGAUCUGCAAAACUGGAAACAUCUGUGUGUCUGCUCGGAGCCUUAAAAGCAUCAGUGAGGUCAUGAGCAGCUGUGAGGACCAAAGAAAUGAGAGCACGGAGAUCCGAGGAUGUUUUACUGGUCAGUGUAAGCUUGAUAUUUGAGAUGAUAAAACCCUGUGGACCCAAAAGAAUCAAAAUCACCUGUAAAACUAGCAACAGUAGAGUUUGACUGUUGUUAAGUACAAUAACUCCCUGGAUUUUCUUAUUGGAAGUGAUUACCACAUUUUCUAAUUUCUCAUUUAUUUAAAUUACUUUUAUUCUCAGUAUAUCUUUGCUUUAACGGUUUUAAUGCCCCUAGUAGUGCUGGGACGUUUAGAUUGACCAGGACCUCAUAUGACAAAUUAAACUACAAUAGAAUUAGAGUAGAGUGCAAACAUUCACCAGCAGUCACCUUACAAAGUAUUUAAACUUCACUACAUCCGGAUAUUUGUUUGGAUCUGCACCAAAUUACUCACACAGACAUAAUGUAUAUUAGGAAUUUUUUUCCUGGGAAAUUGGUUAAAAUGUCAAAAAACAUAAUGAAAAAUGAAAACAAAACGUCCUUGGUGGAGGUUAACAAAUAAACCCUCUCAGUCCACGGCCAUCUUUACCAGACUUGCUCUUUCUCAGGUGUCCAUCUCGUCGUUUCUGUGUGUUCAUGAAUCUGACCACUAAAUGAAAACUGUAAACCGAGACGCUGUGAUAAGAUUUAGCUUUCAGCUGUUUUACGUUACAGGUUUCUCUCACUCAGCAGUGAGGCAGCUGUGCAGAGACGUUUUAAUAAGAUACAAAUGUGGGGAAAUGUAGAAACGUGCUGUAUAUAUGUGAAAUAUGAAAGAAGCUGUAGGCUUGUUAUGUAGUUUUAUAUAUUUGUACUGUAUUUAGUAAACAGCAGGCUUUCUUCAGGACGUCUGAAGUACAACAGCGAGAACUUUAAACAACCAUGUGAUUCAUUGAAAUCACCUGGUUUCACAUGGGGUCAUUUAUUUUUGCACAUAAAUCUUUAAACUCAAAUAGAGAAAUGUACAGUGUAUUAAUAUGGAUAAAGAAAUAUACUCCCAUUUUUAAAAAUAAUACUCACAGGUACGUUUUUAAGUUGCCUCAAGAAAAUUAGUUUGAUACCUGUGGAGUUCUCGAUGUGAUUGUACUCUAAUCUAGACCUCAUCUGUACGACAGGUAACAUUAACAGCAUCUCCCCUGUAUGAAGCCACAACAUGAAAGCUUAAUUCAUGAGCUUCAGUGUUUCAGUUUGAAAACAGGACUUAUUGAUUUCAGUUUCUUUGCAAUGCUUUCACUCAGAACCCUGCACUUGUACUCAAAUAGCCUGCGCUUGUGCUUAGAUUUGCCCUGCUCGUACUCAAACAGUGCGUUGUGCUCAGAUACUUUGUCGCUUUGACUUUUCUGAAUGAGAACAUUUCCAAAUCUGAACACAAGUCCUGCUUUCGAACUGAAAAACCACGCUCUUGAAUGAAGACAAGAAUAAACCCAGAUGUUAUUGGAAGGAUGAAAACUAAAAAUGUCUGCCGUCACUCACUUCUUUUAUCGUUCUCAUUUCACAUGUUCAAACCUGUAGGUUUGAUGUGUCAAAGCUAAGGGACUGCCAACUGACAGACUGUAUGUAUGUGCGCCAACCACUAGUAUGUACAUGAAACGGCAUUAGUGCAACACAUCGGCCCAUGAAACAUUGUAAAUGCUAAAUUGUCUCAACAUUCAUUAAGGUUGUGCUUCUUCAAGUGUGCGUCUAAUUUAUUUUCUUUAAAACAUGUUUGUCAUUUUUCAUAUAAUUGGGCAUUAUACUGCAUGAGUGGAUUUUCUGUUAUAGUCAUAACGUAAGCUAUGUAGCAAACGCCAUGUCAUUGUAAGAUACUGUAUUUAUAUAUGCCGACAGAAUAUACAAAAUUUUAUCGAUGAUCUUUGUAUCGACAAUCUUGUACAGUCUCAUCAUCGUUUAGGAUACAAAAUAUUUUCUCCCUUUGUAAUCACGUUACUGGUGCCAUUAAAACUAAAACUUAAA
This is a messenger RNA of Paralichthys olivaceus (Japanese flounder), 6100 nucleotides long. It is a transcript of the gene fgfrl1a, whose product is annotated as fibroblast growth factor receptor like 1a. Gene Ontology annotation, molecular function: fibroblast growth factor receptor activity; fibroblast growth factor binding. Lineage: Eukaryota; Metazoa; Chordata; Actinopteri; Pleuronectiformes; Paralichthyidae. Gene Ontology annotation, cellular component: plasma membrane. The record is from RefSeq and is a predicted model, not a curated record.